Molecule: messenger RNA, 2409 nt
Organism: Sinocyclocheilus grahami
Lineage: Eukaryota; Metazoa; Chordata; Actinopteri; Cypriniformes; Cyprinidae
Product: SRSF protein kinase 2-like
Biological process (GO): peptidyl-serine phosphorylation; intracellular signal transduction; spliceosomal complex assembly
Cellular component (GO): cytoplasm; nucleus
Molecular function (GO): ATP binding; protein serine/threonine kinase activity
Source: RefSeq, a predicted model, not a curated record
AGAGAGAGAGAGAGAGAGAGAGUGUGUUUUAUUCCUCCCUGGUUCGGCUCCGUUCUUCUCUCGGGAGCGAGCGGCUUGCCCAUGUCUGUCAACUCAGAAAAAUCUUCUUCCCCAGAAAGGCCCGACACACAGAAGGUUCCGUCCACUCCUCCUCCUCCUCCUCCCCCUCCUCUGCCACCCCCUCCCGAGCCUGUGGCCCCGCCGGAGCCGGAGGAGGAGAUUCUGGGCUCUGAUGAUGAAGAGCAGGAGGAUCCGGCCGACUACUGCAAAGGAGGUUACCAUCCCGUGAAGAUCGGAGACCUGUUUAACGGCAGAUACCAUGUCGUCCGCAAGCUGGGCUGGGGUCACUUCUCCACCGUCUGGCUGUGCUGGGAUAUUCAAGCGAAGCGUUUUGUUGCGAUGAAGGUCGUAAAGAGUGCGCAGCACUACACAGAGACGGCACUGGAUGAAAUUAAAUUACUCCGAUGUGUGCGUGAGACUGAUCCUGAUGAUCCUAAUAAGGACAUGGUUGUUCAACUCAUGGACGACUUCAAUCUGGUCUCAGACGUGUGUAUGGUGUUUGAAGUUCUUGGUCAUCAUUUGCUCAAGUGGAUCAUCAAGUCUAAUUAUCAGGGUUUGCCGUUACCCUGCGUCAAGAGCAUCAUUACACAGGUUCUGCAGGGCCUCGAUUACCUUCACAGUAAGUGUAAGAUCAUCCACACGGACAUCAAACCGGAGAACAUCCUCAUGUGUGUGGACGAGGCUUUCGUGCGCAGGAUGGCGGUGGAGGCCACCGAGUGGCAGAAAGCCGGAGCGCCGCCGCCGUCUGGAUCCGCUGUCAGCACGGCUCCUCAACUCCAGCAGGUGGGGAAGAUCUCCAAAAAUAAAAAGAAGAAGCUGAAGAAGAAGCAGAAGCGGCAGGCGGAGCUGCUGGAGAGACGCAUGCUGGAGAUCGAAGCUCUGGAGCGAGAGGCGGAGAAGCAGAGAGCCGGAGGAGCGCCGGACGCUGCACACGGUCCCAGCCUGGCUCUGGCCGACAGCGAGGAAGAUGAAGAGGAUGAUGAGGAUGCAGAUGAGGACGAGGAGGCCGAGGGAGAGAAGGAGCGGCCCGUCAGACUCACCAACCACACAUGUGCGGAGCCGGAUCAGGAUCAGGAUCAGGAUCAGCAGGAAAUAGAGGAGAACGAGGAAGGUUGUGACAUCCUUCCCACUGCCGACUAUCCUGCUGAAGAAGAGUCACACAGGCGCACACACACUCCACCCGAGCGACAGGAUACUCCUGAGAACGAGGACGAGUGUGGAAACUCAAAAGAACAAGAGCAGGAUGGAAAUGAAGACGUGAGAGAGGAUGAGGAAGAGGAGGAUAAAACAGAGGAAGAGGAAACGGAAGCCACACCCUCACAGAGCGCCGAGGACGAGCCGAAGACACACAAGUGUCCAAAUGAGGAAGAAGCAGAUCCAUCUAAAGAGACAAUAGAGAGACAAGAAGACGAAGAGGAGGAGGAGGAGGAGGAGGAAGAUGAAGAUGAAGAAUAUGACGAGGAGGAGGCAGAGGAUGAAGGCCAGGAACCGUCCUGCAAGGACCACAACAACACCUGUAAAACGAACGGUCACGUGAUCAUGUGUGCGCAGGAGCGUCUGUCCUCGCCUCUGCUCUGCCCUCUGGUGGAGUCUGAGAUCAGCACGACCGACCGCGACGCUUCCGACACCUCGUACGAACUUUUCAACGGAGAGACCGUGCUGACGAACGGAGCGCGGCACCGCGGCACCACGCCACGCUUCCCCGAGCUUCCUUUGGAUCCCCAUCAGGACGACUGCGAGCACGACGAGGCCCAUGCGCGCAACACCGACCGCAGCCGAACAGUGUCCUCGUCCAGCACCGGAGACACGCCCAAAGCGAGGGUCAGAGCGACCGAUCUGCUGGUGAAUCCUCUGGAUCCGAGGAACGCAGACGUUCUGAGAGUCAAAAUCGCUGAUCUGGGCAAUGCAUGCUGGGUGCACAAGCACUUCACGGAGGACAUCCAGACGCGGCAGUACCGCUCCAUCGAGGUGCUGAUCGGAGCGGGAUACAACACUCCCGCUGAUAUGUGGAGCACGGCCUGCAUGGCGUUUGAGUUGGCCACUGGGGACUAUCUGUUUGAGCCGCACUCUGGUGAAGACUACUCCCGUGAUGAAGAUCAUAUAGCUCACAUCAUAGAGCUUCUUGGCUGCAUUCCUCGACACUUUGCUCUUUCUGGAAAAUAUUCCCGGGAAUUCUUCAACCGGAGAGGUGAGCUGAGGCACAUCACCAAGCUCAAGCCCUGGUCUCUGUUUGACGUGCUGGUGGAGAAAUACGGCUGGUCAGCUGAGGACGCCGGUCACUUCACUCACUUCUUGCUGCCCAUGCUGGAGAUGGUGCCGGAGAAACGGGCCUCCGCCUCAGAAUGCUAG